This is a messenger RNA of Heteronotia binoei (common prickly gecko), 1836 nucleotides long. It is a transcript of the gene ARRB2, whose product is annotated as arrestin beta 2. The record is from RefSeq and is a predicted model, not a curated record. Gene Ontology annotation, cellular component: cytoplasm. The transcript has 15 exons. Gene Ontology annotation, molecular function: angiotensin receptor binding. The coding region runs from base 110 to 1342 and encodes 410 amino acids. Lineage: Eukaryota; Metazoa; Chordata; Lepidosauria; Squamata; Gekkonidae. Gene Ontology annotation, biological process: signal transduction; G protein-coupled receptor internalization; positive regulation of ERK1 and ERK2 cascade.
CCGGAGGCUCGCCAUGGCUUCAGUGUGGUCCGCUCCGCCUUGCAGCCCGGACGCCGCCGCGGGGCCCCAGCAGCAGCAGCACCACUAGGCGGCCCGGCCCGGCCCGGCCAUGGGGGAGAAGGCCGGCACCAGGGUCUUCAAGAAAUCCAGCCCCAACUGCAAGCUCACUGUCUACCUGGGGAAGCGGGACUUUGUGGACCACCUGGACAGAGUUGACCCUGUUGAUGGGGUUGUCCUGGUGGAUCCGGAAUACCUCAAGGAUCGGAAGGUGUUCGUGACGCUGACCUGCGCCUUCCGCUAUGGGCGUGAGGACCUCGAUGUGCUGGGCCUCUCCUUCCGCAAGGAUCUCUUCUUGGCUUCCUGGCAGGCCUUCCCGCCUGCCGAGGAAGCCCCUGAACCUCUCACCCGCUUGCAGGAACGGCUGCUGCGGAAACUGGGUGCCAAUGCCUACCCCUUCAGUUUCGUUGUUCCACAGAAUCUCCCGUGUUCAGUAACGCUGCAGCCGGGCCCUGAAGACACAGGAAAGGCUUGUGGAGUAGAUUUUGAGAUCCGGGCUUUUUGUGCCAAAAACGUAGACGAGAAGAUCCAUAAAAGGAAUUCUGUCCGCCUCGUGAUCCGCAAAGUCCAGUAUGCCCCCGAGAAGCCUGGCCCCCAGCCCAUGGCAGAGACCACCCGCCACUUCCUGAUGUCGGACCGCUCCCUGCACCUGGAGGCCUCGCUGGACAAGGAGCUGUACUACCACGGCGAGCCAAUCAGCGUCAACGUCCACGUCACCAACAAUUCUAGCAAGAGCGUCAAGAAAGUGAAAGUGUCUGUGCGGCAGUACGCAGACAUCUGCCUCUUCAGCACAGCCCAAUACAAGUGCCCAGUGGCCCAAAUCGAACUCGAUGACCAGGUGGCCGCCAGCUCCACCUUCUGCAAGGUCUACACCCUGACCCCUCUGCUCAGCAGCAACCGGGAGAAACGGGGCCUUGCCCUUGACGGGAAGCUGAAGCACGAAGACACCAACCUGGCCUCCUCCACCAUCGUCAAGGAGGGGGCCAACAAGGAAGUGCUCGGCAUCCUGGUCUCGUAUCGCGUCAAAGUGAAGCUGGUGGUGUCCCGGGGCGGGGACGUGUCCGUGGAGCUGCCCUUUGUACUCAUGCACCCCAAGCCUCCGGACCAGCCACCCCUUUUGCAACCCCAGACAGCUGUCCAAGAAACAGACGCUCCGAUUGACACCAACCUUAUUGAGUUUGAAACCAACUACGGGCAGGAUGAGGACAUCGUUUUUGAGGACUUUGCUCGCCUGCGCUUGAAGGGCCUGAAGGACGACAAGGAAGAUGAUGACCAUUUCUGCUAGGGAACUGGCUUCCCCUGCCUGGGGAUGGAUGGAGGCAGGGAGGACGCCGGCCCCCUCCCAUGAAUGUUUCUUUAUCCCCCCUCCCACUUUGUGUCUUUUGUGCUGUAUGGUGGUGGGGGGGAGACUUUUAAUGUGACUUAUUGGGGGGCAGUUUCGUGUUCAGCUUCUCCCUCCCCCUGCUGCUGUUUUCCAAAUGGAUUUUAAUGUUUAAGGACAUUCUCUCUCCCUGCCCCCCCAUGCACUGGAGUCCUUCUUGGGCAUUAUCUUCUGUCCUGCCUCUCCCUGCCCCUGUGGAUAGUUUAUUGGAGCUGCACCCAGUCGGGGCUAGUGCGUGCCUGUCUCUCCCUUCCCUGGGGCUCUGCCAGUGCCAUAUGCCCCCAGGAGGAGGAGUUCUGUGCCAGCUGCAGCCAGCCCCUCCCCUUGUUUAUCAGGUUGGCACAGGUGGCUGCCGUGUCUGUGCAAAGGAGAACAGAAUAAAAUGAAGCAAUUCUUCA